AUGACGGGGAGAAAGUACACGUUUUGCAAAGGUUCUAGACAAAAUGCAAAACUUAGUAAGAUUGACCGGUUUCUUGUUUGUAAAAAGUUUGUAGAUCUUUCGUCUGAUGCGUGUUGUACGACGCUUCCCCGAUAUCUUUCAAAUCACUCGCCAAUUAUUUUGGCCACUAACCCGAUGGAUUUUGGGCCAAUCCAAUUUUGUUUUUUAAUUCAUGGAUGGACAAAAAAGGGUCUGGAGGAGGUGACUAAAGAUGCAAAUGAUCGUUUUGUGCCAAGCGAGUCUGCUUUGGUUCAACUAGUGCAAAAAUUAAAAAUUUUCAAGGAAAAGGUCAAACUGUGGGUUAAGGACACCAUAUUUAAAGAAAGCGAAGUGAAGCAAAGUUUGAUAUCUAAUUUGUUCCACAUGGAAGAGAUUAUCGAGGAAAUGGAAUUGAAUGAAGAAGAGGCGUGGGUAUAUUAUGAAUGUAAGUCGGGUUUAAUGGAAUUAGAGGCUCAUAUAUCAAGGGACUUAAGGAAAAAAUCUAGAAGUAAGUGGGCAUCUUUUGGGGAUGACAACUCAAAAUACUUCCAUGGUAUUAUAAGAAAGGAGAUUAGAAGCGGAUUGCAUGGUAUGGAGGUUAAUGGUGUAUGGUGCGAUAAUCCAAAGAUUACUAAAAAGGAAGCUUUGAAAUUCUUUGCUAGCCGUUUCAAAGAAGAGAAGAAGAUAAGACCACAAUUGAAAUGCUACAACAUUAAAUGA
Molecule: messenger RNA, 738 nt
Organism: Helianthus annuus (common sunflower)
Lineage: Eukaryota; Viridiplantae; Streptophyta; Magnoliopsida; Asterales; Asteraceae
Exons: 1
Coding region: 1-738 (245 amino acids)
Source: RefSeq, a predicted model, not a curated record